AUGAACCCUCACCACGCACAACUCCAGCAGCACCACAGCUCGUCGCCGUCACUCUCAUCACCACCGUCCGCGCUCUCGGAGCCCGGCUCGCCUACACGGGCCCUCCACGCCGGCCGCGCGAACAUUGAGAUGGACGAGAUCAUCGUCGAUCCCAGCUCCGUCGGUCGAUUCGCCAUCAUGCAACAACACCAGCCCGCCGAACCCGUCUCCAACGUGCCGCUCACCGCUGCCGGGCUUCCGAGGAAAAAGCCCGGCCGGAAGCCAGGCAGCACCGUCAAGCCCAAGGCACCACCGGCCGAUGGGGCAGCAGCAGAGCCGCCCAAGCAGCGGCGACCGCGCAAGCCCAAGGACCCAAAUGCGCCGCCCGUCCAGAGGAAGCGCAAGGCGGCCGCGGCAGAGGCCAGCGAUGCCAACUCGGAGAUGGAUGCGAGGUCCGCGUCCGGCCCGCCUCGCCAGACCAAGAUCACGGAACUCACCCCGAUGCGCAUGAGCCUGGACGCGGUUUCUCCGCCCACGACCGCUGCCGACGCCAGCUUUGCGGCCCCAGCGCCCAAACGCGAGAGCGGCUCCGGGUCGAUGAAGAUGAUGAACCUACUAAACGAAGAGCCGCAGCCGAAGCCGCAGCCGGCCCCACCCGCUAGGCAGAUGUUCGACCCUAUCCGGGGCGGCUACGACCCGAUCAGAGAGUCCAUGACCCCCCGCGAUCCCUACGGCACAGGGCCCCUGGGCUCCCCCCGCGCGCCCGCACAGAUGACAAACCGCGCCAGCGCGUCCCCUUCGAUAGCCAGCCUUGUCGAUCCCCCACCGACGGCCAACGUAAUCUCCCCGAUCCCGACGUAUUCCAACCCCACCUCCCAGCCACGGUUCCAGGAUUCCAACAACUCUCUCCCCUCCUCCCCCUCGAACGCGGUGCGCGCCACGCCUUCGCAGUCGAUGCCCAAGCCUGCGCUCAGCGACGCCAGGCGUGUUCCCCCACCACCACCGCCCCCAGUCCCGGCAGCUGCCAGUAAACCCGACUCUAAGACGACCUCGUUUACCAGCAUGACUUCGAUCCCUACCGCGACCGCGUCUGGGGCCGCCGGGGGGGCUGCUACCCAGCCGCCGGCCACGGCACAGAGCAAGAAAAUCGCCGCCGUCGUUCAACAAGAGCGCGACUCCCACAAAAAAGCCCGCAGCUCUUCCUCCUCCUCCCCCAAAAUCAGCAGCCUCAAAGAGGCCCUCCCCGCGGUCCCCGGCAGCGAGCGCUCCAUCCUAGACUUCGGCAAAGCCCGCCCCGGCGAAGAAACCGAAGCCCCCAGCAUCUCACUACACAUCCCACUUAACCCAGGCGAGAGCAACAAAUACGUCAAUUUCAUGCGCAUGGCCGAAGAGCGCUACGGCUGGGACGCCCUGCACCCACGCCUAGCCGCCAGUCGCGAGCGCAAAGCCCGCAUCGCCGCGGCCACCGCCGCUCUCGAAAAAACCGGCUCCGGCCGCGACUCGGGCGAGGGCGAGGAAAUGGACGAGGACAUUUUGCAGGGUUCUGACGCGGGCGAAAGUAAUGUCGAGAUGGGCGGCAUGGGCGGGAACAACACGGCUGCGGCCAAUGCGGCGCCCACCGCUGCACCGACAAAGCCGGCAAGGAAAAAACGUAAUUUUAAAGAGGACGAAUAUGAUAAAGACGACGAUUUUGUUGAUGACUCGGAGAUGUUAUGGGAGGAACAGGCCGCUGCGAGUAAAGAUGGGUUUUUUGUUUAUUCGGGCCCGCUUGUGCCCGAGGAGAAACCUGCUGUGGUGGAGGAACGACCGCGUCGUGGACGGGGGGGAAGGGGGCGUGGGAGUCGGGGCGGUGGAGCCGGGCGUGGAGGCGGUGGUGCCAACGGCGACAGUGCCGGACGCGGCGGCGGCGAUGGGGAGAAGACGACGACCACGGGAACAACGACGACGACGACGACGAAGAGUGGGCGUGGUAGGGGUGGUGGACCGGGGUCGAGAGGUGGAACGGUUCGGAAACCGAGGAUUACGAAGGUUGAGAAGGAACAGCGGGAUCGGGAAAAGGCGGAACGGGAGAGGUUGGCGCUUGUGGCGUCUAAGACGGGGGGGGUUGGUUCUGCUGCUGGUCUUGGAGGUGGGGUGGAUGGUGCUGGUGCUGGUGCUGGUCUUGGAGGUGCGGGUGUUGGAGGGGCGGGUGGUGCGAAUGGGUCGGCGUCGUCGUUGCUUGGGUUGGGGGGUGUGGCGGGGGGUGCGACGGCGCAGGGGACGGUUGGUGAGGGGGUGGCGAUGUGA
Molecule: messenger RNA, 2265 nt
Organism: Dichotomopilus funicola
Lineage: Eukaryota; Fungi; Ascomycota; Sordariomycetes; Sordariales; Chaetomiaceae
Exons: 1
Coding region: 1-2265 (754 amino acids)
Source: RefSeq, a predicted model, not a curated record